ACCCAUCUUCCUAUCCUUUCUUGUCUGACGACAGACACUUCGCCGUCCACACCUCUCUUCUCUCUUCCCCCUUCCCUCUCCCUCCAACUCCCUACGACCAUAUUUCUCCAUCUAUCCUCGCCCUGUUCGCUGCGCGACCCAUCCACAUCCCAUCUUCAUCGACCCCUCGUCUCGUCGACCGCUUUUUCCACCCCACCACGCCUGUGCACCAGGGUCCAACAAGUCUCAUCACUCUCGACGCACAGUAGAACCGUUUGUGCACAUUAUUUCGGUAACACACAAGUCUGUGUGCCAGACCCAGCACACCUCAGUCAAUGAGCAGGCCACAUGAAGAUGGCCCGCCUCAUGCUUCGUCCCUGCGCAUCGCCUCCAAUAAUGCUACCCUUCCCAAGAAUAAGAGCACCGGCAACCUGCUGGCCCAUAACCCGCGCACUCCCUUCGCCUUGAACACCUCAAACCUGGGCAAACGCUCAAGUAUUGAUGCCGGCCAGCUAGACAGGAUUGCGAGAUCUCCCAUCAUUCCUGAGCACGAACAUGGUUUGGGAGCCUCGGGCCUCCGCCGCAUUCGCCAUCAACCCACUACCCGCCUUCCACUCCCCUCUGGAGCUGGUCCGAACCCUGUCCCACGUUCUGCCUCCUUGACCAUCACCCCACCUACUUCCGGAUCCGCCUCUGCGGCGCCCUCGGCGCCUCCCUCACCGACGUUUGGGCCCGGCGAAGACCUCCGUCGCUUCGGCUCCGAGUCACUCCAUUCCUUCUCCUUCACAACGCAAGCAGAGGAGUCGGUCCACAACAGGCAGAAUGUGCUGAAACGCUCCAUUGACUUCAUGCGGGACCGGUUGGGCUGGGCAGCUACGAAUACCGGCAUUGCAAGCGCGCAGGCGAAGCUCAGUGGGGACCAGGACGUGCAAAGUAUGCUGGAGCUAUUGACACGAGCACACCUCAUUGGUCAGGACGCAGUGGGAGCUCAUGGACUGGGCACUUCCGGACCCCUGAGUGGGCCCGCUGAGGUGCCCGGAGAGAACAUAUUUGAGAGGAGUCUGAUCCCACGCUCCGAGAGCCCGGAGAGCAUGCUGAGCCCUACGAAGCCGAAGUCAUCCGAAACAGGUAGCACACAGCACUCCGGAGACACGGCCUCAUCCGGGUCUGCGCAAGAGGACUCGGUGCCCGCUUUACCUUCACCACCUCCUGCGCGCCCUACGCUCAAAAGGACACUGACAGACGUUGAGCCCCUAACGAUACAAAGUCAGCUGAACGAUGCGUUGGCACAACCAUAUCGGGUGCCAGACCACGGCCAGAUCCCACAUGUAACGUCUCCACUCGGCGUGUCAACCGCGCCGAUAGCCUUGCCUACCGGUCCUGGUCUUCAUGCGGCGGGGCCGGCACCUCAUGGUCCUGGCAAUAGAUGGACGCCUGCUGCUCAGGCCAUUUUCACCACGGAAGCGCAAGCACCGUGGACCAUAACAGCCGCCAACGAUCUGGCGUGCCUGGUUUUCGGCGUGACGAAGGCAGAAGUGCGAAGGUUGGGCAUCCUCGAAGUGGUUCAGGAAGGACGCCGGAGGUGGUUGGAGGAGAAAUUGAGCAAUCCCGACAUAGGUUCAAAGGCCUCAAGGGAUGCACCUAGCCAGAGUCAGCAACCAGGUGCCAAAACGACCUCCCUGAAAAUGGGCAACGGAGUCACGGCAAAGCUACUCAGUAAACCGUCGUCGAGACAGGUCGCCCAGAGCAGACGAGCCAAGACGGAUGACGGAAGCGGGUCGUCGUAUGCCUCCAAGAAGAACAUGAAAGGCCCUAAUCACGAGUCGAAAGGGUCAAGGGGCGUUCUCCUUUGCGGCGAUGUGGUUCCCAUACAGAAGCGGAACGGUGCAACGGGAGCUGCUAGUCUCUGGGUCAAGGAGAAGCGCGGUGGCCUGAUCUGGGUAUUAGAGGAGAUCGCGGAGGACGUCGUAUACGUUGAAGUCGACGAAGUGGGUUGCGUGAUAAGAGGGCAAGGCGCGGUAGAGGUUGUAUUCGGAAGUGAGCGGCUGCGAAGAGGCAUGGAUCUGAAACGCCUCAUACCCGCUAUACCACGCCUCGAGGGCACGAACACUGGGGCACUGGAUUUCGACCGGAUUGCCGAACUUCGAAACUUCACGGCACGGACGUCGAACAAUAUCAACAUCCCUGUCACCGUCGAAGCAAUGUCAGGAAGUGCCACCUUCCGGGUUUCGAGCUUUCCUCACAUUGCCGGUAUUGUGGUCCUAUCUGCUACCGACCUCACGAUUGCCAGCUCCAACACAGUAUUCACAUCGGCCCUGUUUGGACAGCCACAGCCGAUAGGACACCACAUCCGCGACCUCAUCCCUGCACUUGACAAACUCUUGCACAUUAUGACGGACGAGGAUAAGAUCGAACUCGUAGACGGUAUCGUGAUUCCCGAGCACAGUUUCCGAAGAGCCCGUGCUCUACUUGCCAUGCGAGAAGGCCGAGCAGACGCCGCAUCAGUAUUUCUGAGGCCAAGUGGCUUGCCGGCAGUACACCGUGAUGGUUUCGAAAUUAUGGUGGACGUCCAGAUGAGGGUGGUACGGAACCGGUCACCAAAGCUCCGCGAUUCGGAGGACGUGAUUGUUGAGGAGCAGCAAGAACAAGACCCGGAUCUGGUAUAUGCGCUCUGGAUCACAUAUUCGAGACAUCUGCAUGCCUCAAACCACGGUCAAGGCCCUGUGACUCCCCUGAUAUCCCGACCAGCAACGCCGCCACAUCAGCCCUCGCCGGGGCAGUCACUGCUGUCGUCACCCGCAGAUACAGGAAUGACCAAAAACGAUACGAAUGCAAGCACGCUGCAUGCGUCGCUACUUGCAAAGCAGAUCCACGACGUCACGGCGCCGAAGACUGCAUCAAAACCCCAGGCUAAGAACAUGGACCCUGAGCCGACGAAUGCAGUGGCGCCCAAGAAGAAGACGAUCGAUGACUUUGUCAUAUUGGAGGAUAUGGGCCAAGGAGCCUAUGGCCAAGUGAAGCUCUGCCGGUACAAGAAGAACCACGGCAAAAAGGUGGUUAUCAAAUACGUAACCAAGCGGCGCAUCUUGGUCGACACGUGGACGCGGGACCGUAAGCUUGGUACAGUACCUCUUGAGAUACACGUUUUGGACUAUCUGCGACGUGACGACCUGAAGCACCCGAAUAUCGUUGAGAUGUACGACUUCUUCGAGGAUGACAUCAACUACUACAUCGAGAUGGUUCCGCAUGGCCUUCCUGGAAUGGACCUUUUUGACUAUAUAGAAUUGCGAGUGAAUAUGGAGGAGAAGGAGUGCCGCAAGAUCUUUGUCCAAGUUGCCGAGGCAGUCAAUCACCUGCACAACAAAGCAAAGGUCGUCCACCGCGACAUCAAGGACGAGAACGUAAUCCUGGACGGCGAGGGGAAUAUCAAGUUGAUCGACUUUGGCAGCGCCGCAUACAUCAAAAGCGGUCCAUUUGACGUGUUCGUUGGCACAAUAGACUAUGCUGCUCCCGAAGUGCUUGGAGGCAAAGCUUACCGUGGGAAGGAGCAGGAUGUGUGGGCCCUGGGCAUCCUCCUGUACACCAUCGUGUACAAGGAGAACCCGUUCUACAGCAUCGACGAAAUCAUGGAUCACGACUUACGGGUGCCCUAUAUCAUGAGCGAGGAGAGCAUCGACCUGAUCCGGUUGAUGCUGGACCGAGAUGUCGAGAGGCGCAUUACCAUCAGCCAAGUGCUGGAGCACCCGUGGUGCCAGGUGGUGGAUACGCCGGUUUGACGCUGCCUGAGCGGCUGGCGGCAGAGAUCAGGAUAGGGAUCUGGAAGGAUUUUUGACGAUUUUAUCUACGACUUGUGAGGCUUCUGACGAAGAACGGUAUGCUUCUGGAUGGGCAAGAUUGACAAGACGAGGCGUCGCAUAUAGAGGGGAUGGAUUGAAGAUGAUGCGAAGCAUGACAAGACGGCAUUGGGGCUGAAUCGUUGAUAUUCCGUCUUUACAUUCUUAUGUAGAGAGAUUUUCAUUUCGUUUGUUCUCGCAUUCGAAGGUCGGAGAGAUUGAGGGAAGGGAACAAGAGAGAGAGUGCGUAACGCGUUUUCAUUAUUGGAUGAUUUCUCAAUUUGAUACCCAUACAUGGUUACCUAGAUGUAUGUAUGUAGUGCGGUUUGCGGGAUGAAUAGGCUAGACUUAUCACGACGCUGGAGUACCCUUAGGGUAGGUGGAAGUCAUACGGACAAUUGAUCAUGGU
Westerdykella ornata is the source of this 4221-nucleotide messenger RNA. Its product is annotated as Pkinase-domain-containing protein. The transcript is spliced from 4 exons. Gene Ontology annotation, molecular function: protein serine/threonine kinase activity; ATP binding. Gene Ontology annotation, cellular component: cytoplasm; cytosol; nucleus. NCBI's taxonomy places the organism in Eukaryota, Fungi, Ascomycota, Dothideomycetes, Pleosporales, Sporormiaceae. The coding region runs from base 315 to 3755 and encodes 1146 amino acids. Gene Ontology annotation, biological process: protein phosphorylation; negative regulation of glycogen biosynthetic process; intracellular signal transduction. The record is from RefSeq and is a predicted model, not a curated record.